AUGAACAGCGCCGCAACGUCCCCUUUCGUCGGCACAUCCAUCGCGACAACCAGCAACUCCUCUUCCGACUCGACUACGAGAAGUAACACCAAUAGUCUUGUCAUUCAUGGCCCGCCUCCUGUGUCGCCCUCCUUUCAGCCUCCCUUCAAGCUUACAGACGUAGACCUGCUUCGCCGCGAUUGCCACGUCCACGGCGAGUGGGUUGCUUUUCAAAAUAACAAGCGUUAUGCCAUCCUCGACCCGGGUACCGGCCGCGUGUGGGCGACCUGUCCGGACAGUACCAAAGACGAUGUUCAUUCCGUCAUCAAAUCAUCCUUCUCCGCCUUUCAGAGCUUUUCAAGAACGACUCCGGCUCGGGAACGCGCGCGUCUGCUGACCUCCUGGAAUCACCUUAUCCUUGCCAGCCGUAUGGACUUAGCCACCAUUCUCGUACACGAGACAGGAAAGCCGUUGCAUGAGGCACUCGCUGAGGUUGACUAUGGGGCCAGUUUGGUCCGCUGGUUCGCUAGCGAAGCCGAGCGUCUGGACCCGGUUCCUCAGUUGCCAUCGCCGGCCCCGUCGCCGACCACGUCGCCAGUACCCUCCCCUCCGCCCGACGACAGCGCCGCUCCAGCCAUCUCCGCGCGUGGCACCAGCGCAUUUCCGAGAAGACGAGGCGCAAUACUCAAGCAACCGAUCGGUAUCGUCCUUGCCCUGGUUCCAUGGAGCUUUCCCCUCGCACUUACCCUCCGGAAAUCGGCAGCGGCGAUGGCUGCCGGUUGCACCAUCAUCGUUAAGCCGUCAUCCGAAACCCCUCUUUCGGCGCUCGCUCUUGCCUGCCUGGCCGACCGUGCGGGGUUUCCGGCCGGCGUGCUCAACGUCCUGACGACAAGCCUGGGGAACACACCGGCCGUGGCCGAGGCGUUGUGUAUGCACCCCCUCGUCAAGGCCGUCAGCUUCACAGGAAGUACUCGGAUAGGGAAGCGAGUCGCGGUAUCUUGCACCCGAAAUCUAAAACGACUGUCCUUGGAUUUGGGUGGAAAUUGUCCAUUCAUUGUAUUCGACGACGCGGACCUUGAGCAGACGGCCAGGGACCUUGUGGCCCUCAAGUGGCGGCAUGCGGGACAGGUCUGCGUGGCGCCGAACCGGUGUUAUGUGCAUCGGCGCGUAUACGAAUCGUUUUCGAGCUUGCUGAUAGCUGAGGCCGCAAAACUGAAGCUCGGUCACGGUAUGGCCAGGGGGACUACUCUUGGGCCACUGACGACUAUUCGGGGACUAUACAAGGCGGAGGCGAUGUGUAAGGAUGCCAUCGACAAAGGUGCCACUAUGCUGUUUGGUACGGGAAGACGAGAGCCUGGGGAUGGUUACUUCAUGGCGCCGACUGUGUUGGGGAGCAUGAUGGAUGAGAUGCUGAUGUGUCGGGAAGAGGUAUUCGCGCCGAUCCUAGGGCUAUAUGUGUUCGAUACCGAGGACGAGGUAACAAGCUGGGCGAACGAUACACCAGUCCAAUUAGCUAGUUACGUUUUUACCAAGAACCCCGACAGACUCUGGAGGAUGUUUGAGCGACUGGAUGCUGCAGUACUUGGCAUGAAUACGGUUAACUUGGUCUCGGAAGUGCGCGUCCCAACUGGAAGCAAUGGUAAUGGGUACACGCCGACGCAAUCCACGGCCCUAGACGAAUUCUUAAUUACAAAGGCAGCCGCAAUGUUACCCUCGUAA
Colletotrichum graminicola M1.001 is the source of this 1698-nucleotide messenger RNA. Its product is annotated as aldehyde dehydrogenase. The transcript has 2 exons. Gene Ontology annotation, molecular function: succinate-semialdehyde dehydrogenase (NAD+) activity. The coding region runs from base 1 to 1698 and encodes 565 amino acids. NCBI's taxonomy places the organism in Eukaryota, Fungi, Ascomycota, Sordariomycetes, Glomerellales, Glomerellaceae. The record is from RefSeq and is a predicted model, not a curated record.